GGCAAACCCCAGAACGUUCCGGACCAUUUUGGAGACGUCAGAUCUAGCUGAACCGAACCGAACAGGCUAGACCGUGGUGGUGGGGUUCGACGUCUGACGGAGAAGAAAGCUCACUUGGACAUGACCGUAGUAGCUUUGUUCUUCUUGAGCGCUUUCUGGGGGUUUCUGGUCGACGACUCCGUCGUCUAUUAAAGAUGCUAAGCUCCAGCAGGCAGUCCAGCUCUGCAGAUCUUUUUGCUUGGUGCCUUCGCUUGCUGCUGACUAGUGGACUCGUCAGUGAUCCCGGGGUGCGAAGCUUGGUGUGUGUGACUCUUUGAGCGAGAGAGGAUGUCGCCACUGGCGUCGUCGGAGCCGGAGCCGCCGUUCCGGCCGCGGGAGAAGAUCCUGGAGAAGCAGAGGUACUUCCAGAGCGUCCACAAGCCGACGUACCUCAAGGGCCGCUACGACGCCAUCACCUCCGUCGCCAUCCCGCUCGCCCUCGCCGUCUCCAGCAUGUACCUCGUCGGUCGAGGGAUCUACAACAUGUCCCACGGCAUUGGGAAGAAGGACUGAGCUCUCGUCCAUGGCGGUCGCCCUUCGUCUUCGUCUCGAUGGACUCUGGUGUUGCUUGCCGACGUACCUGAUCUCCUCUGUACAUUAGG
This is a messenger RNA of Panicum hallii, 641 nucleotides long. RefSeq lists its product as uncharacterized. The record is from RefSeq and is a predicted model, not a curated record. Bases 328 to 552 code for a protein of 74 amino acids. The transcript has 2 exons. NCBI's taxonomy places the organism in Eukaryota, Viridiplantae, Streptophyta, Magnoliopsida, Poales, Poaceae.